GAAAAUCUAAGACAAAAGAGUCCCUAAUUCUAUUAGUUCUUCUCAUCUCAAACUACCAUCAACUCAACCCUUUCAAAGCCUCCACCACCCACCCUUUUCUUCACGCCGCCGUCCACGCCACCGCUGUUGCGAUUCACUCCGCUGCUGCUGGCGUCGCUCUUGCUGCCGUCGUUCUCAGCCGCUGCUCCGUCUCAGGUUCGGGUAGUUUGCGGGUAAUCCUAUUAGAAUUGCGACGGUUUAAACGGGUUCAGGUUCAGAUACCAUUAAAUGGGCAGUUUAUUUUACUUGAGAACAUCCAAAAAUAGCAGCACCUGAAGAUUUGUCCAGUAGUAAUUCAAAGGAGACGCUUUCUCUGCCAUAUUCCACACCUUCCACUGCAAAUUUUCUCUGCAACCAAACACCACGCACCUACCUCCAUCAUUUCUCUAAACAUGCCCUGCUACAGUUGCGGACACCGAUCCCUAAUCCGCGAUGACAUAACCGGAAGCCUCGUGUGCGAUUCGUGCGGAACUGUUCAGAAAUUCGACAACUACGAGACUCACACUGGCGGUGUGAAUGGUCCUCAAGGUGUUUUUGUCCGUGUUGGAACUUCAGGUACGGGUAGUACAUUGAAUUACAAAGAGAAAAAGAUCUUCGAAGCAAAUAAACUUAUUGAUGAUAUAGCCUAUAAGUUAAAUUUAUUGGGUCAAAAAGUUACUGAUAUUAAAUCAAUGAUUGAUAAUAUUACUGAUGGUGAGUAUGGUCAAGGUGAUUGGUUCCCAGUUCUUAUAGGCGCGUGUGCUUAUGUUGUAGUGAGGAAUGAAAAUAAAACAACGUUGUCUAUUGCUGAAAUUGGAGAUUUAAUUGGUUGUGAUGUUUAUGAAUUAGGUAGAAUGGUGACUCGUGUUGUUGAUCAUUUGAAUAUAAAGCUUCCCGAGUUUGAUAUAGUGACUAGUUUUGAGAAAGUAGUUAGGAAUUUGUUUAAUUUAGGGAGAGUUGAGAGUGAUAAAUUUGAGAGAAUGAGAGAGCAAGGGGUAUUUUUGAUACAAUGUAUGAUUAACUGGUUCUUAACCACGGGGAGACGGCCGUUGCCAAUUGUUGCAGCGGUGUUGGUUUUGGUUGCAGAGUUGAAUGGUGUUGAGGGUGUGAGGAUUGAAGAUGUGGCGAGGGAAGUGCAUGCGGCGGUGUCUACUUGUAAGUUGAGGUAUAAGGAGUUGUUAGAGGCUCUUGUGAAAGUUGCGCAGGUUUUGCCAUGGGGAAAAGAUGUGACAGUUAAGAAUGUGGUGAAGAAUGGGCCUUUUGUAUUACGUUAUAUGGAAAUGAAAUCGAUGGAAAAAUGUGAUGGGCACAGGAAAGGUUUGCAUUAUGGUGGAUUUGAUUUGGGAGAGGUGGUUAGUCAAUGUUUGAGGAAAGAUGAUGUUGAGUAUGGUGUUGAAGAGAAGAGUGUAGAAUGUGGUGAUUCUAGGUAUUUUGAGGUGGAAACUGGAAGUGAGUUGAGUAAAAUGGGAGAUGAUGGUAUGAAGAAACUUCAGCUUUCACAUGAAUGUUUGUCUAUGGUUUAUAAUAAAUUCUUGAAUGAGGCUAGCUGUGGCAAAUAUAAAGAAGAGAUUGGAAGGGCAUAUAGAAGGAAAAGCAAGAGGGCAUUUGAGCUUUUUGCAACAGAUUGGUGGAAUGGGAAAUCAGAAUUGAGCAAGAAGAUUUUCUUGAAGCAAAUACUGGAGAAAGAUGUGGGAUUAGAUCUAAUGCCCCCAUCUUUUGUUAAUGGCUGUGUGGUAGUUGAGAGGAGGAGAGCAAAGAUAAAUACUGCAAAGCUGCGCAUUGAAAGGAUUGUGCAUCCUUGGACUGCUGAUUCAGGUGAUUGUAGUGACAUUGAUAUUCUACAAGAUUUACAUACUAACAAGAGGAAAAGAAAGACACCUGCAAAAGGAAUUGAUUGGGAAGAUUUUGUCAUAGAGACCCUCCUGCUUCAUCAAGUGAAAGAAGAGGAAAUUGAGAAGGGGCAUUAUAAUACCUUGCUGGACUUACAUGUGUUCAAUUCUGGGACAACAUGAUGGGCUCGCAAAUGGCAGGCAUGGCUAGAUUUAUAUUUUGUUUUUUGUUUUUUCAGCUUCAUGACUUGAAGAAUAUGUUGCAAAAAUACUCGAACAGGUAUGAUGGAUAUUGUAUAUAUAUAUAUAUUUUUUUUUGAGUAGAUAGAUUUGUUUAUUCUACCACAGGAAUCUCCAGCUCCUUGGUGUUUUUAUAUAAAUUCAUAGUUAGAGAAGUUCAAUUACAAAACUUUGACAUGUAUACUUUCAUAUUUUAGUUGUAUUUGAAAUAUGAUACCUUUUCUCAUUUAAUUAUUUGGCACUUUAUUCUCCCCUUCUUAACUUGAGGUGGUCUGUCUGUCUCUAUUAUAUAUUAGUUGAGUGUCUUGCUCCAAAUGCUUGGUUUACAUCAUUCCUUUCCUCCACAUUGCCUAUCCUAUAUGAUUUGUACUGCCAUCAACAAUCCCUCGCUGUCUGCUUUCUUAUAUCCACUUGCCUUUCUUCCUCCUCCUUAUAAGGCUAGGUAAGCGAAUUAACUAAAGAAUCAAAAUCAUCAUCUCACAAACAAAGCUUUGUCUUUCAUAUCAAUCAAAUCCUCUUUUAUCUGAUAUUUAAAUCCGGAUUCCUCUCUCCGCUGUGCUCAAUGGGUUCCUAGCUUCUCUGCUGUAAAUUGCUUUUGAGGCUAAUUUGUAUGAUUGUUACUCGAACAAAAGUCUUUAUUUAUACCAGGUGAUCAUACACAGAAGACAAACUCAAAUGGAAAAACCAAAAUGCCUAGCAUUUGUAUUGACUUCCAGAAUUGAUUUAGUUUUCGAGCAGCUGUCCCUUCUCCAAAUGCAAGUGCUGCUUGUUUAUGUGCUGAUGACCUGGAUAACUUGGAAAGAUAAGAAUUUGCACACGUGCAAAUCUGUUAUGCUGUUUCUUGUUGAAGCAAAGGUUUGGCUUAUGGUAAUUUACUACUCUUUUUAUGUACCUGGGAAAAAGAAAAGCAGGAUGAGUACGAAUAUUAUAUUUUCUCUUCCCAGCAAUAGCAGUUAGAAACCAUUUAGUUACCAAUAGAAACACAUUUGAAGUUUAAUUUACCUGACGUUUGAGGGUUCUAUUUAUCCUUGAAUGAUUGUUCUCCAGUUUUGCAGGAUUGCAGUCGAAGCUAAUCUUCCCUCCAUUCAGCUUUCAGCACUAGAGAACAUGUAUUAUAGCCACAUGAUAAGAUUUGGUAAUGUUGAGGAGGGCAGCAUGAAAUUAGCAACCUGAAGCAGUCAAAAAGAAGGGAGCUUGAAACUCAGAAUUUGGCAAGGGACUGCUUCUCUGAGACUGAUACAGAUGAGGAUGAUAAUUUUCAGAUAUCAGUUCUUAUCCAUCCCACUCACCAAAGAUUAAUAGCUCUGGCUGUACAAAUUCAAAACUUUUAGCUGGUGUUGAAGAGUUGAAUGAUGAUUUACCUUUGAUUUCACUACUGCAUCCCAGUAAACGGGCAUCUAGAAAGAAAACAGCUUGUGUAGAAGCUGCACUACAUCUGAUAAACUGGCCGAAGUUUCUCCCAGAUGUUUGUCUAAAACUAGCAAUCAGCAGACUGUUAUUGGGCAUAAACGUGUCCAAGUGGUCAUUUCAGAUGAUGAAGGUAAAAUACAGAAUGAGGAGAACUUCUUUGGAGGAAGGUUUCAUGAACAUACAGUGGACAGUGUUGCUACUUCUGAUGGAUUUAAGGAGAAAAAGAAUCUAGCUAGAUCUGCAAACGAAUUUUCAGGCAUGCAAAUAUCUGAAUGAAGCAUUCAGAGUAAGUUUCUCAUUGGAGAUUAUGAAGUCUAACUCCUACAAGCUUCACAUUUUUUGUUUGAUAGGAUUUCGCAAGGGCUACACCCAAGUAUGCUAAAAGUUCGUACAAUCCUGCAAGCUUAAUGCAUAGGCAUAAAGCUGCCUGUCUCAAGUUGCAUAACUUUGCCAAUGACAACAAAAUCAGCUGUUGAAUUGCACGCACAGGCAUUAACGCAUGCUUAUGUGGACACAUAAAUAUCAGAAGGUUUGAAGGGUUUAGGUGGUAAGCAGAUAUAUGAAGAAGCGUCUUUAAUUUUUUUUCUUGAACUCUUAUUUACCUAUUGAAGACAAUCCAGAGUAUUAGAAAUUAAUUGAUCUGUUGAAAAAGAUAUUUCUAAGUUCCUUUAAUUGUUAUUUACGUAUUGAAGGAAAUAUAAAAUAUUAGAAAUUAGUUUUCUUA
Messenger RNA from Ricinus communis (castor bean), 4221 nucleotides. Its product is annotated as plant-specific TFIIB-related protein PTF2. The transcript has 8 exons. Gene Ontology annotation, biological process: transcription preinitiation complex assembly; transcription by RNA polymerase III; DNA-templated transcription initiation. The coding region runs from base 432 to 2030 and encodes 532 amino acids. Lineage: Eukaryota; Viridiplantae; Streptophyta; Magnoliopsida; Malpighiales; Euphorbiaceae. Gene Ontology annotation, cellular component: transcription factor TFIIIB complex; transcription preinitiation complex; nucleus. The record is from RefSeq and is a predicted model, not a curated record. Gene Ontology annotation, molecular function: RNA polymerase III general transcription initiation factor activity; RNA polymerase III type 3 promoter sequence-specific DNA binding.